GCGGAUCCGGCCCGCGGCCAUGCGCCAGCACAGCAGCGCUGAGCGGCCGAGCGGCGGGGCUGCACCGCCGCCGCGUCCCGCGGUAGCGGCGUGAAGCGGCGUGAGGAUGAAGCGGGCGAGGCGGGCCGCGCCGGGCCCCCUGCCCGUGCUGGGGCUGCUGCUGCUGGGCGCCCUGCCGGGGCUCUGGACGGUGCUGCUGCGGCGGGAGGCGGCGGCGCCGCCGGAGCCGCGCCCGCCCGCCGGGCAGUCCCCGGGGCGAUGGGGCUGGGGGCGCUCCCCGGCGGCGCGGGGCGAGUCCGGCGCCGGCGGGCAGAAAACUUUCCGGACACUGCUGGCGGUGCCGGCGGCGGCGACGGACCGGGAGGAGCGGGACGGUGAGGAGCGGCUCGCUGUGACCGACUCGCAGCCGCCGGCCGACACCGCCUCUCCGGUGGAGCGGGGCAUCUUCUGGAGCCGUGAGCUGGAGGAGCAGGUGCCGCCGGGCUUCGCGGCGGAGGAGGCGGCGGCGUGGCUGUCGGCCGCCCGCGCAGCCCGCGUGGCCUCGCUGGAGCGGGGCGGCUGCGGGCGCAGCUCCAACCGGCUGGCGCGGCUGUCGGACGGGAGCCGCGCCUGCGUCCGCUACGGCAUCAACCCGGAGCAGAUCCAGGGCGAGGCGCUCUCGUAUCACCUGGCCGGGGUGCUGGGCAUGCAGGAGCGGCUGCCGCCCAUGGCCCUCGCCCUGGUGGAAGCCCGCGGCCGGCAGUGGGAGCCGGUGCGCGAGGAGCUGCGCGGCUCGCACUGGGCCGAGGGCGCCGUGGUCAGCCUGACCCGCUGGGUGGACAAUCUCACCGCCGUGGUGGCUCCCAAGCCCUGGGGCGCCGAGGCGGGCGCCGGCCGGCGGCUGCAGCCGCUGUCGGCGGGGGAGCUGGACGGGCUGUCGCCGUCGCAGCUGGUGGAGCUGGUGCAGUGGAGCGAUUUGAUCCUCUUCGACUACCUGACGGCCAACUUCGACCGCCUGGUCAGCAACCUCUUCAGCCUGCAGUGGGACCCGCGGGUGAUGCGCCGCGCCACCAGCAACCUGCUCCGCGCCCCCGACGGCGGGCUCGUCUUCAUGGACAACGAGGCGGGGCUGGUGCACGGCUACCGCCUCCUCGCCAUGUGGGACCCCUACAACGAGCCGCUGCUCCGCUCCGUGUGCGUGUUCCGCGAGGGCACGGCCCGCCGGGUGGCCGAGCUGCACCGCCGCCGCAGCGCUGCCGCCGAGCUGCGCCGCCGCUACCGGGCGCGGGAGCCGCUCUGGGCGCGCCUCGGCUUCCUCUCCGAGCGGCAGGCCGAGCUGCUGCAGGCCCGCGUGGAUUUCGUGCACCGCCACAUCGCCCACUGCCGCGCCCAGGCCGCCGUGCUCUGAGCCCCCGGGGCCGCAGCGCUCCGGCUUUGCUCUGCUCCCGGGCAGCGCCGCUGACUUGCCGCGGGCUGGGCCGGAGCUGACCCAGCCUGACACUUCGGUGCCCCGUGGUCGCUGCGACUGCCGGGGACGGGGGAGAUAAUGGGCUACCUGCCUGCCGGGGCUGUCGAGAGAGGAGCGAUUAAUUCGCUUUGUCAAGAACUCUGAAGAUGCAGAACGCAAUCGCUGUAAUUACGGCCCAGUUCCACUCCAGGACUCUGUCCCCAGAGUUGGAAAAAUGAGAGGGUUCAGCAUCUUCAGUGCUUUCCCUUAAUUCUCUUCAUGCACUCGCUCUCAUGAGAGACCCCGUAGGAAAGCAGUUGUCUUUUGUCUGGAUUGGGGUCGAGUAACUUGUUUCCUUCCAACGAAGGCAGGCGGAAAAUUUUUUUAUAUAUUUUUCCUUUUGCAACGGCAUAUUUAAGUAUGAAUGUUGAUGUUCAUAGACCAAGAACUGAUUGCACAAUAGGGGACCCCCUAACUAGUGAAACAGCCCUAUUUAUGAAACUUGUUUCCUACCAGUUUUCUUUAACGAGAGUGAACCUUUCCACUGAUUGUUAAAUCUUGUUGAUGAAAAGUGUAUAGGAAGCCCAUAUUCUUAGGUUUUUUGUGGGUUCAUUGGGUUAAACUGUUCUGAUUCUUAAGGGUUUGUUUGUAAUCAUCAUAAUUUCAUCUUACCUGUAAAGUAAUUGACUAAUGGGUGGCAUAGGAAGAUCUCCCAUUUUUAAAAAAUAUUGCUACGUGCUAAGACUUUGACACAAUAGUUAAAGUGGAGGAGAAACUGUUUCAUGCACUUUACUUUGACUUUUAAAUUUUUUUAUAGAAGACCUUUUUAUUUUACAAAGUCUGCCUUUUAUGUACAUUAUAUAUGUUCAUAAACUUUUCUGUAACAUACUAAAGAAACUGAUAUUUCAGUAAAGUGUGUUAAUGUUUUUCCUUCUGUG
This is a messenger RNA of Lonchura striata (white-rumped munia), 2364 nucleotides long. RefSeq names its product four-jointed box kinase 1 (gene FJX1). The record is from RefSeq and is a predicted model, not a curated record. Lineage: Eukaryota; Metazoa; Chordata; Aves; Passeriformes; Estrildidae. Gene Ontology annotation, biological process: cell-cell signaling.